AUGGAUAAGGAAAGAAAGUUGUAUUUUUUUAGUCCUGUAAUAUCAGGGUUAUUACAUUCUGUAUUUUAUAUUAUUUAUCUUCUUAUUUUACCUGUAUAUUUUAUAAAUAGAAGUAAAAGAGAAGCUAUAUUACAACGAGCCUCUGAAAGAUUAACAAGAUAUGAAGCCUGGAAAUCGGGAGGUCGUAAAGGUGGGAGUGGUCAACCAUCAGGCUUUGGAAGUCGAACACCUCGUGAUAUCUGCAAGCCCUCUGAGAGACCAAAGCGGUCUUCCUCGCAUAGUGCGCUAAUACGCCACUCUCCAAACAGCUCUGAUUAUGCCUAUAUGUCCCCUCAACGCCGAGCUAUAUCGGCCUGUAGUUCUGUACGCCGGCACUGUUGUGUUGAUAUUAAUCGUUCUGGCCAGAAUCCAGGAUCUUUUCUUCCACCUUCCAAACAUUUAUCAGUAUCCACAAGUGUCCUUUAUCACAAAAGAAAUCCAGACUUUGCAUCCACUGGUGGUGGACUUAAUGCACAACCCGGUUCAUUACUUGCUCUAAACACCAUACCAGAGAGUCGUCGCUCUUUUCUAGCACCGUCAUCUUCUCCACCACAACGCCCAAAGAGCACUGUUAAUCUCAAUACAAGUACGCCUAGUGUUAAACUGAGAGAGAAUAGGGCUCCACGUAAACCAAGACCAGCAAGUGUAGCAACGUCUAUGCCUAGUUUUAUAUCUACUGAAACCCCUAAAUCAGCUUCUCAGAGGAGUGUCAGUACAGAUAGAUUAAAUAAAGAUAAGAAACACAGAAAGAAAGAUGUUAUUGAAGAACAUGAAGAAAAGAAACCAAGAAAACAUAGUGUUAAAUUUAGUCGACAUAGCAUAGAUAGAUUAUCAGCUCCUAAACAACGGGAUGUUAUGACAACUAGUAUUGAACUGCCAAAAAGAGAUCCCAUUAUUAAGAGAUCGCCUAAAAAGGCCUAUUCUACUACUAAUUUGGCUAUGACCAGAAAGUCAUUACCAGCUAAUGUUAAACUAGCUAAAGAAACACCACCAAGGCUUCAAAAAACUGGUGAAACAGAUGACAAGAAAGUUGCUGUGGUUAAACCUUCUCCUAGUGUUAAAACAACACCCACACCACCAAUCAGACAAUCUUUAACACCAACACCUAAACCACCAACACCAGCAUCAGUAACAACAACAACAACACCAAAAGCUCAAGUAGCACCUGUUGUUGUAGCUAGUGUUGUAGAGGAAACACCUCGAGAUGAAAAGAAAGAUGUUGAAGAUUAUAAGGCUAGAUUAGCUGAAGCAAGACGUAUAGCUAGGGAGAAGGCUGAAAAAGAAGCAGAAGAAGAGAGAAGAAUACAAGAAAUCGAAAGAUUGAAGGAAGAGGAAAGAUUAAGACAAGAAGAAGAAGAACAGAGAAGAUUUGAAGAAGAAGCAUUAAGAUUAGCUGAAGAAGCCAGAAGAAUUGAAGAAGAAAGAUUAGAAAAAGCUAUUGAAGCUGAAAAUAAACGCCGUGAAGAAGAGGCUAAGAAAUUAGAAGAAGAAAAGAAAGCUAAAGAACUGGCUGACCAGAAGGCACAAGAAGAAGCUGAACAACUAGAAAGAGAAAGAAUAGUAAGAGCUAAAAAGGAGGAAGAAGAAAGAAUAGAAAGAAAGAAGAGGUUAGAAAUGAUAAUGAAAAGGGUAAAAACAGAUGGACAGUCUGACUCAAGCAGGACCGAGUCUCCUAAUAAGUCAGUAACAAGUUCACCAGUUAAAACAGCUACUGCAACUACAGAAGAACCAGUUGAUAGUGGUAGUGGUUUAUCUAAUGGGAAUUCAGAAGAAGAUAUUACCAAACCAACCACUUUAGAUACUACAGAUCCCACACAUUUUCAAACUCCUGAUAAACUUUCAACUAAUGAUAGUGAUAAACCCAGAUUUAGAUCACCAUUAUUACAACAAAUGGCUGAAAAUAAAUCUGAUUCACCUGGUGGUGAACGACCUAAAUUCAAAUCUCCUCUGCUUCAAAAUCUCCUAGGUAAAAACAAGGCUGGGGCAAGAGUUGGUUUAGAAAAGUCAAGUGAGGAAUCGAGAGCAGGGGAGAUAUUGAAUGCGUUAAAGCAGAAAGAAACUCUUAGCUUUUCGUCUUCUCAAUCUCUGACUAAUCUCAGUCAAACUUCGGAAUCCCUUGCUGACAAGGAAAGUUUAGAGAAGAAUAUGUCCAAGAGUGUCUUUCAUAUUAACAUGAAGGAUGAAGAUAAAGAUAUUGAUACAACAGAGUCAGAUAAUUCUUCUAUAACUGAUAAUAAAGAUGCUGGAGAGGAGAGAAUCCUUGAGGAUGAUCAAGUAGAGGAGAAUAGUGAUAAUAAACACAGUGAAACUAAUGGUUAUAGUCAAUCAUUUACUACUACCACUAUUACUACCACUAAUGGUAGUACUCUAGAAAACAGUGUCAUCUUACAGGGUGGCGCUGAUUCUGGUGUUUUAAUGGAUUUAGGUGAAAGUGGAACUAGUCUUCAAUCAAUUCCUGUAAAUGGUGUUGUAACUCAUGACCUCAUUGAUUCCAGCAUUAGUAUGCAAUCAGUUGAUAGUAAUAUAAGUAGUACUGGUGAGAAAGAACCAUCUAAUGAUUUUGAAGAAUUAAUUGACUUAUCAUCUUUACCAAGUAAUAAAAAUAAUGUGACCUCCUGUCAUGAUGCUGAUUCAAGUCGAGGGAAAGGUGAAACACCACCAAAUGUUAAUUGUGAGACUUCACAAGUAGGAGAUGUAUCAAGGGACAUUACUCCUACUAUUUCUCUAGUACAAGAAGAGCUUUCUAGAUCUGUUAGUGACAGUGUGAUUAUUACUGAUCUACCUGCUUCUAACCCUGCUGUUAUCUCUAAAGCUAAACUAGAUAAGUUAUGGCAACAAGCUGAGGUGGUAAUGGAAGAGAAUCUAAGUAAAGUACAACAUAUAUUGGAAGAACAUGGUAUAGGGUUUGCUGAUAAUGAUAGAAAUAGUGAAGAGGGACAAAUAUGGCGGGUAAUUGAAGGUGAUUCUCCAUAUACUAUUAAUUUAGUAUGAUUGUGUGUUUAUUGACAUUGCCAUAACAUAUACUAGAACCAUCUUGCCAUACAGUAUGGACUAUUAUAUAAUUGGUAAUUUGUUGUGUGUUUAUUGAUAUACACUCCUGGCUUCAGCAUGAAUAUAUAAUAAAGAUAAUGUGAUACGAUGUACUGGUAUGUAUGCUGGUAUAUUCUAUUGUUGUGCUCUAGUCUUGUCUUAAACUAAUGUUCAGUGUUGUAGCAAUAUGGCAGGGCUUUUUGUUGUGAUUGGUUUGUUAUUCAAGAGUUUGGUUGUAAAUAAAGAGACAUUCUGGUUGGUAGAUGUUUUACCGGUAAAUAAUAAUCGUUAUGCAUUAUUAUUCAUUCUGAAUCUAUCAAUAUCUAUUGAUUAUAAAGAGUGCUAUGUAUAUUCUCUUUUAUGUUAAUUGAUAAGAUUCCUACUCAAUCAUCAUGCAUUUAUUACUUGAAUUGGCUUAAGGUAUGAAUUAAUGUUAUUUAGACAAAUACUUAAUAAUUAAACUAUUAAUUAAUAUUUGGAUAUAUAUAUAUAUAUUAUAUCAUGGUAUAUAAUUAUAAAUAGUAAAUAUACUAAUUAAACUACCAACAUAAUUAGAUAGUAUUUAGCAAUCUGUUAUAUCCAAUGCUAAUAAUAGUAGGCCUAAUUUGAUUAAGUUAUCUCAAAACUUGAAGAAUUGUAAGUAUCACAGAAAAGUUCAGAAGUAAAGAUUAAAAUGUGUACUAUGUUAAAUUGUAAUUUAUAAAAUACAUUCUAUCAGGAGGAUGUGAUAUGAUAAUAAUGUGAUAUUAUCAAUAAUUGUGUGAUGUGUGUGUGAUCUUUAUGUUUAAUUUGAAAUGAUUGUUUUCACUCUUUAUUUAUUAUAUUGACAUCAAUAUUGAUUGAGAUGAAAGCAAUACUCCUAAACUUAUCUUGUGUUUACCAUACAGACUAGUUGUGUUUUCCCAAUUACAUCGUUGAACUCUUUGUCAACAUAUUGAAAUUCUCAUGUGUGUGUCAAUAGAUCAAGAUUCUCAUGUGUUUGUCAAUAAAUUGAGAUUCUCAUGUGUUUGUCAAUAAAUUGAGAUUCUUAUGUGUUUGUCAAUAAAUUGAGAUUCUCAUGUGUUUGUCAAUAAAUUGAGAUUCUCAUGUGUUUGUCAAUAAAUUGAAAUUCUCAUGUGUUGGUCAAUAGAUCGAGAUUCUCAUGUGUUUUGCAAUAGAUUCUCAUGUGUUUAUCAAUAGAUACUUUGGAAAAUAUCAAUUAUCUAUUUGUUGUACUAUCAGAUAUCUGAUAAGACUUCAGAUAUGUAGUUGAGGAGUAUUGCUUUUAAACAUGUAGAUAUUUGUAUUAUAUUUUUGAGACAUGGGAAUUUUAAUUUCUGUUGUCAAGCCAGUAACUUUCAAACUUUAGUCCAAAUAAUGGAGUGAAAUUAUUUUAAACAAAAAAACUUGUACUAUCAAAAACACUUAGUUUUUAGUUUUUAUAUUUUUUAUUAAUUUCAUAAUAACAUCAGUACAACAAUAAUUAAAUUACUUUAACAAUAUGAACUAAUUGGUAAUUAUUCUAUGUAUGUAUUCCAUUUCAAUAUAUGAAAUUGUUUCCUAAUUACUGAUAUUGUGCAAGAUAUAUUCUCCAUGUUAUAUUAUUGCAGUGUCUUAAUUUACCUUCAACUGCUCAAAAUAUCUUUGCAGAAUGAACUUAUCCAGUAGGAACAGUGCUGUAUUUAUUUGUAUAUUUACUGCUAAUUUUUUCUUAAUUCUAAGAUAGCUUUAUUGAUAUAAAGCUGUCAUAAAUAUAUCUGAGUUGUGUUGUUUCCUCACUAUUUAUUAUUGUUUAAAGAUGGGUUUCCUUGUUUUUUAGUGACAAAUUAAGCAAACUAUUUCAUUAAUUGGUCUUUAAAUUGAAUUAUUAUUAUGUUCUUAUUGGCUUAUUGCAUAUAAUUAAGAGUCUUAACAAAU
Molecule: messenger RNA, 4965 nt
Organism: Lottia gigantea (owl limpet)
Lineage: Eukaryota; Metazoa; Mollusca; Gastropoda; Lottiidae
Exons: 13
Coding region: 1-3030 (1009 amino acids)
Biological process (GO): microtubule cytoskeleton organization
Cellular component (GO): microtubule cytoskeleton
Source: RefSeq, a predicted model, not a curated record